AUGAAGCAAGUAAUUGUUGGUGUACCUUGGUUUGAUAAAAUAUGGAAUAAUAGUUUAAGCAAGAGGAGGCACCAAAUUAAAAGUUAUCAACAGUUUUAUAAUAAUAAUCAUCAUUUUGAGUUGGAUACUAUUGAAAUUCCCCACAAUUCAAUCAAUAAAUUGAUUGAUGAACUUAUUGGAUUCAUAAAAUUUGUAGAAUUACAAUUUGAACUUUAUGAAUUAUUUUUACCAUAUCCACAAUUAUAUAUUCUAUGCAAGAUAUCAACGUUUGAAUUACCUAAAACAAAAUUCGACUUUUCUUCUUUAAAUGAUGCAAUGAAGAGUUUUAUUAGAUUAUGUGUGUUGAUGGAUCAAAACUUUUAUAAUAUUGGACAAGCUUUAAAUAAAGAACAAGAAGGUGAUUUUAUUUGCAAAUCACCUAUGAAAAGAUAA
Molecule: messenger RNA, 432 nt
Organism: Entrophospora candida
Lineage: Eukaryota; Fungi; Glomeromycota; Glomeromycetes; Entrophosporales; Entrophosporaceae
Source: the annotation of a GenBank genome assembly